Pieris napi is the source of this 5128-nucleotide messenger RNA. It is a transcript of the gene DNAlig4, whose product is annotated as DNA ligase 4. The record is from RefSeq and is a predicted model, not a curated record. Gene Ontology annotation, cellular component: DNA-dependent protein kinase-DNA ligase 4 complex; DNA ligase IV complex. Gene Ontology annotation, molecular function: DNA binding; DNA ligase (ATP) activity; ATP binding. Gene Ontology annotation, biological process: double-strand break repair via nonhomologous end joining; DNA recombination; DNA biosynthetic process. Lineage: Eukaryota; Metazoa; Arthropoda; Insecta; Lepidoptera; Pieridae. The transcript is spliced from 13 exons. Bases 136 to 2313 code for a protein of 725 amino acids.
AUUAUCAUAAUUCCUAAGGAAUUUCAUGCCCGCGCAUAACAGAGAAGAUUCAUUAUCAAUUGGUAACAAGUUAAAAUAUUAUAUAUAUAUUGUACAAAGGAACAUCUUAUUUUAGUAGUAGAUUAAAUAUUAAACAUGUUAAUACCAGCAAACAAUGUUUUAUUUGGUGAUUUUUGUACAAUCUUAGAUCGUAUAAAUAAAAAGAAGAAACACAGGCAUGAGCAAGAUAAAAUUUUGAUAAAUUUUGUAAACGAAUUUAGGAUAAAUUCAGGGAAACUUAUAACCAAAAAGAAUGCAACAUUCUUUCCCAUAUUAAGACUGUUGUUGCCAGAUAAAGAUCGUGAGAGGAAUCCGUACAAUUUAAAGGAAACGAAGCUCGGGGCACUUUUAGUAAAAGUUUUAUCCCUCAAUAAACAGUCACAUGAUGCCCAAGAACUGCUUAAUUUCCGUUCAGUCCAAAACAGUUUCCAUGAUAGUGAUUUUGCUGGAAUUGCCUUUUUUGUCUUAAAGAACAGAAUACCUCAAAAAAUCGGACUACUCACAAUAGGUGACGUUAACGCACUACUUGAUAAAAUAGCAACAAUUGCCGAGAAUAAGGGACAUAUUUUAGACGAGGCUUUCAGCUAUGCAAUAAAAAAAUUAACAGCAGAACAAUUAAAAUGGUUCCUAAGGAUAAUUCUGAAGGACUUAAAACUAGCUAUGAGUGGACAUCGAAUUUUGGCGGCAUUUCAUCCGGACGCACCGGAAUUGUAUGAAAGUUGCAGUAAUUUGAACAAAGUAUGUGAAGACCUUGGAGAUGGAGACACUAGGCCCAUAGAGCUAGGCGUGCAAGUUUUUUUCGCAGUCUGUCCCAUGCUCUCCGAGAGAUUGAAUGUCACUCGUAUUGCUCAAUUGUUGGCUUCAGACAAGAUAUAUCAAGUUGAAGAUAAGUUUGAUGGCGAAAGGUUUCAGAUGCAUAUGGAAAAUGGAAUAUUUGAAUAUUUUUCUAGAAAAGGGUUCACGUAUUCUAAUAACUACGGUAAAACAUUUGAUUCAAACGGCUUAUUGACUCCGCUUUUAAAAGAAUGCUUUAUAUCAAGUGCUUCAAGUUUCAUUAUUGAUGGAGAAAUGAUGGGUUGGCAUAAGGAGUAUCAAUGUUUUGGUUCUAAAGGCAUGGCGUUUGAUGUAAAGAAAAUAACUGACAACUCGAGGUUCCGUCCAUGCUAUUGCGUGUUUGACAUUCUUUAUUACAAUGGCAUGACAUUGAUUGGUCCAGUUGACAAGGGCGGUAAAACUUUGAAAAAAAGACUAGAGAUUCUUGAUUCUCUGUUUAUGGAUAUACCGGGUGUUAUAAUGCAUAGUAAAAGAGAGAUUGUCAAAGAUAGCGUGGAUGUGCUCAACGCUUUGAACAAAGCGAUAGAAAACCAAGACGAGGGAAUCGUUGUAAAGGACGUCAAUUCAUAUUAUAUAGCCAAUCGUAGGAAUGUAGGCUGGUAUAAAAUUAAACCCGAGUACACGGAAGGAACAAUGACAGAUUUAGACCUCGUUGUCAUUGGAGCGGAUGAAGCAGAGAACAAGAGGCAAGGUCGCGCCAAGAGCUUUCACGUCGCUUGUUUAGAUCGCUCCGGUGAGGAGCAGCGGUGGGUAUCAGUAGGCCGUGUAGCCUCGGGACUGACGUUUGAAGAGCGAGAGCGACUUUGUGUGCUUUUAGAACAACAUUGGAAACCAACCAAAAGAGUACCUCCACCCUCCUCAUUGUACUUUAAUAAAGAUAAACCGGAUUUGUGGAUCAUGCCCGAAGUUUCCAUUGUGUUAGAGGUAAGGGCCACCGAACUAGUUCGCAGCAGUAGUUCAGGCACGGAGUAUACGUUGCGUUUUCCCCGGGUCAUGAAAAUCCGCGGUGACAAACCAGUGCUGGACGUUCUUACAUUAGAGGAGUUCCAGAAACUUGUAGCGGUGGCUCUACGCCGACAGCAAAGCGCAGGACGCACGGCUCGCGAGGGUGAAGCGGCUGCGCUGGCGGCGCGAAAGAGAGCUUAUCGAGCUCGUCUACGUUGCGUACAAAUGUCUCGCAACUUUCCUGUGCACCAUACAAACCUAGGUAACUACCAGCCAACCGCCACUGAAGACGCAUGGUCCGAACGUGUUCGUAAACGACGUGCUUUUGCGGAUGCAGCUCUUGAGCGGGACUUGCCACAGUCGUUCCCAGAACCGCCUCAUGCUGCAAUUUUUUGCAGACAUCUCUUAGCGGCUUUACUCACGAACUAUACGCCUACGCAACCUCCACGGCCGAAGAUAUCUUUUUCUAUCGAAUCUAUUAUUGGUGUGCAAUAAGUGGAGGGCAGAUUUUAACUACCUUUUAAAUACUCGAGAUAAAUUAAGAAAUAAUUUAUAUAUUUGAUUAACAUUUAUGAAUUACUUAAUUAAGGUGUGAUUAAAAAUUACAGAAUUCUAUAAAUGGACUUUAAUUAAACGACAAACUGAACAAUGAGUGCUUUAUUAACGAAAUGUAUGGUAAAAGAAUUUCACGGUGAGGUCAAUGAUACAACCAGAACUUACAUUACGUACUAAAUACUUAAGUGUAGCGCACGUCGUGCCUUGAUUAGGUAUGUAUGUACAAUUCCGACAAACAGUGAGUACAAAUACGACUUUAAUACAAAACGGAAAUUUAUAUAUUUCACACAGAAAUCUUACGAUGGGUUGAAAGUUUUGGGUUCUUUUUGUCUAAACAAAAGCGUCAUAUAAAGAAACGGUCGUACUUCUCUCUUAGAAAGAGAUUUCCUUUUGAGCGAAAUGAUACAAUUACGUUUAUUAAAAUUAUUGGUUACAAACGUUGAUUUUGCCUGUGAUAGCUGGUAAAACGUACGUUAGGCCUUAUUCGAGGUAGAAAAGAACUCGUUCAACAUUAAAAGCACGCUGUACCCACUUCAUUUACACAACAUUGCAAUAUACCCAGUUCAUCUACAACACUGAAAUCAUGCCAACGGGAUACACUAAUGACAGUAAUUUACUCGUUAAACAUAAAUAUAAAAUGAUGAAAAUACAUUAUAAACAUUACAAAUAUAAUAUAGAUAUCAAAAUAGAUACGAAAGUAUGAUUCAUAUAAUUUGGCUCGACGGUAACGAAUAUAAAAUAUGAUCUAGAUACAAAUUGAUGAGUAUUUAUGCGAUAAAGCAACUUUAAAUUUAAAAAUAAAAUCAUUCAUACUACUGCUUCCGAUAAAUAUGAAAGAUUUUUCUAGAUGGGAUAAUGUCAACUGUGCUGGUAGUUGUACAAUUGUGUUUAAUGUUCACACAUUAUGUUUAACAACAUAAAAAUUUUAUUUCUAAUUUAUGUUGAAAUAGAAUUAGUAUCUUAUAUCUUUAAAAUAAUUUUCUUAACAAAAUACUUGCAAUGUUAAUUAUUUGAGAAUGAAUCUUGAGGAAAGGAAUGGUGCCUUACGAACGCCGCUCACUCACGCAUCGGUCACUUAAGCUAUUAUCACUUUCAGAACAAAAUACUACAAUAAAAAUAUACAGUGAAAAUAUCUAAUAAUCUUAAAAAUAAAUUGAGACACCCGUAGUUUCGCGUAAAUUAAAUCCUUAGAAAAUAAUGCGACGCCGAGAAGUGAAUUCUUACAUUUUAAUAACGGGCUGCCUUUUGUGAACGUCACGUUGAAACGUGAGACUAGACUAUAAAAAUUGAAAGUAAAGUGAGCGCUUUGCACAUUAUGGCUUCGUUGGCACAUCACAGGGAGUGGGACUAGAAAGGAAUCGGGGUAGGAACUUCACAGGAUUUUCGGGACAGGGAUUUACAUAAUCAAAUAUUUCAAACAACAUAUAGGCAGCGGCACGUAAGUCUAGCGCUGGCCGAUACGUGGAGGGCAUUGCUGCGCAUGUGUACUGGCGCGCGGGGGACAAAAUGCGACUGGAGAGCCAAUCGACGCUCUUCAUUCCGCUAGCCCCCCUCAGGUACCUUAUUUUUUACUUCUGCGCAAUAACGGUCAGCGCUAGAGUUUCGUGCCGCUACUUGUAGCUGUGUUAAUCGUUAAAUGAAAUAUUGUAUUACGUACAUUUUUGACUCAAAACUAAAUCACCCUAUUCAAGCCCCAAGGAAUGUUUAAAAUUGUAUCCCCGAAAUAAUGCUCAUGAUCCAAACUAAAACUACUAAUACAAUAUUGCAAAUGUUAUCUAUUUAUCACUAGAACUCAAAUAAGCAAACCUCCUUUUAGUGUUAUUCACUAUAAUUGUCAAAUUUGUCAAUUCCGUUCUAACAUGGUUAGUGUUAAUUUCAAUUACUAUAAAAUUAAUUUCAUAUGUACCAAACAAUAAAAAAAAGUUUGCUGGCGUUGAGUAUCUGUACGUAAAUGACAUAACAAGUAGUUAAAGUCAGACUUUUAAGUUUUUAAUAUAAAAAGUAACAAUUUAAUUGCAUAUAAUUAUUACAUUAAAAUACAACGAAAUAAUAUAUUUACAUAUACAUAAUAUUGAAAUCUAUUUAUUUAAAUACACGUUAAUCAUUCAUAGUUGAUCACACAACAACUUGUCGAGAACUUAACACGAGCAUUUCAUUUUUUACUAACUGGACUAAAUGUUGUAGGAACUUUAUCAAAAUCUAUUUUUUUAUUUUUAACUCUAUCUAUAAACCUGUUACAUGCGAUAUACAGUGUUCGGUUAAGGUUUCAAAAUGUUAGUCGUGCGAUCAACAAACAUACAAACAAAAUAAACCAUUUAAAAAUACUAUUUGGUAUUAUAUAGCAGAUACCCACAUUAAAAACUAUCAAAGCGAUAUCGACGCGUCACAGACAUAAACAUACACAUAAUUAAAUAUUACUCGAAAUAAACCAGUCACAAAUCACAGUUGACAUAAAUUCUCGAUUUCACUAAGUCUUUGUAAUUUAUAUUAAACACGUACAAUUUUAUUUAUAGAAUACAUAUAAAACUAGUUGUGAAACAGAUAAAUGCGUAUAAAACACAAGUUUUGUAAUAUUUAUAAAUUAUAUAGACAAGGGUUAGUUACUAUGUGAACACAAAAUCUAUGCUGAGCAGAUUACAGGCUUCUGUCAAAAACAAACCACAUUAUGAGUACAUAACCUAAGCUGAAAUUUUUGGAAAUCAACUACGAAAUUUAGGUAGACAUUUAGAAAACGUUCUCCGAAACCACUGAAAAA